AGGGGAAGGCCCGUCCUCGCGCAUCAAGCCUAUCACGCUCAGUCUGAGUGUAAAGCCCACCUCCGGACCAAUUACCAUUCGAGAUAUGGAUAUAUCAUAGAGUCUUAUCAUGUGUUUGAAGUCCGAUUCCUAUUCCAAAUACAUAGUGGCAAUGUCUUCAACAUAUUAAGAUAAAUCAAAGGGAUUACCCAAGUAGUUUUAAACUAGAUUACACGGCGCGUUUUGUAGACACGCUCCACAACUAGCAGUUUAUAGAAAGUUUGUAUCGGAGUCUUAUUUUUAAAUGUUAAAGCAUAUGGACAGUAAACCUAUGACACCUCUAGUGAGCUCGGACCGGUGCUGCAGAUGGGCGGCAUAGGCAGGAAUUUGUAUCUCAAUAUGUUGAAUGGAACAGACGCGCAAAGUUUCGCCAAAGACGCAGAAUUAAACAGCCACCUGCACCGAAACCGCGACUUACCGGACUUCAAAAUGGGCAUCCAAGACACGAGGUUUUACUACCAGGACUCGAUUCCAAACGGACAGGACAGUUUGACGUUACCGUUCCACGCGGAGCACCACCAAAGUGCCGGAGCGCAGACGGGGAGGUUUUACACACCGGCUCCGCUCGGCAGCUGUCACUUCAGCAGCCGGAGCGGGACGGGACAUACUUACGUUCCAGCCGGAGCCGAUGCGUAUUCUUCAGCCAACGGCAAAGACGUGUACCCGAGCAGCGCAGACAGCUACACGGCGUCUUUUCAGCACGGGUACCCGCGAGCACCGAUGUACUCUUUACCUGGUCUACAGGUGUCCGGGAAGACACAAGUUCUCCUCAACAACUACCCGCUGUGGGCAAAGUUCCACAAGUAUCAGACAGAGAUGAUCAUAACGAAACAGGGACGGAGGAUGUUCCCUUUCCUCAGCUUUAACAUCAGCGCAUUGGACCCCUCGGCUCAUUAUAACAUAUAUGUGGACGUGGUUCUUGCUGACCAGCAUCACUGGAGGUACCAAGGAGGUAAAUGGGUCCAGUGUGGCAAGGCAGAAGGCAACAUGCCAGGAAACAGAAUGUAUAUGCACCCAGACUCUCCCAACACUGGGAAUCACUGGAUGAGACAGGAAGUUUCCUUUGGCAAACUGAAACUUACCAAUAACAAAGGCAGCUCUAACAAUGUAGGACAGAUGAUAGUGCUACAGUCGCUCCAUAAAUACCAACCACGUCUUCACAUCGUGGAGGUGAAGGAGGAUGGAACGGAGGAUCCCUUCCUGACCUCUAAAACUCAGACGUUUGUCUUCCCCGAGACCCAGUUCAUUGCUGUCACUGCCUACCAGAAUGCAGAUAUCACUCAGCUGAAAAUAGAUCAUAACCCGUUUGCUAAAGGUUUCCGGGACAAUUAUGACACGCUGUACGCACCUCCUGACUCGGAUCGCCUCACGCCUUCCCCAACCGAGAGCCAGCAGCUCCUUCCAGGCGGUUGUUACCCUCACCAGCCGUACCUAUCUGACCAGUACAUGAGUCCCCUGUCUCAGAGUCGUUUCUACAGCCGCGAGCCUGUCAGCAUGACUCAGCAGUGCCCCAAAGACCCCACCGCCAGCCCUCACAGCCGCUGGUACCUGCCCAGCCAGCAGGGGGUGCCGCCGAACCGCCUCGACUUCAAUGGGUACGAGAGUGAAUACCCUUCGAACAGCCUCUACAAGCCCUUUCCGCUACAGUCGUCCCCCCACCACCCGCUGAGCUACUACCCCGAAAGCCCCUUUGCCUCCGGGCCGGUGUCCGCUGCCAACCCAGGGCCGUGGGGCUCAGGACGGCCCUCGACGCAGUACCUUAAUCACCCACACCACAGUAAACCCGGGUCUAGUCUCAGCUGGUUCCGAACCGUCUCAUCCCCAGCUUCGUCAUCUUCCCCCUCAGCGGCGAACUCUCGCUUCCAUCCCUCCCCGUCGCUCCUUGAGCCCCAGCGCCAGUCACUGCUUCAAGAGAAGUCCAAAGAGUCCGGGGAGGACGCCUGGAUGGAAGCACCCUCGGUUAAAUCGGUGGACUCUGCCGACUCAGGCUUGUUCGAGGGAGGUGAGAGCAAGAAGAGGCGAGUGUCGCCUUAUACGUCCAGCACGGAAAAUUCCCCUCCCAACCGCAGUGCAGAGGCUUGCGAAAAGGACAAUUGCAGUGAUGCAGGCUACUACGGCUUCUACACCCACUGAAGACCAGCAAGAAGACUGUGCUCUUACUGUCUUCCACCCACCGUCUGUCUGCAUGACCCGAGACACAGGGAUCAAGCUCUCUGUGAUAGUAGCUACAGUGCCAGGUGUUAGAUGGCCCCUCUGUGCUUUGUGUUCCCUGUGUUAGAUGUUUGGGGGUCAUGUGGAGGUGUUCUGAAGGUCACCGUCAAACAAAAGAUGAAGACGAUGUGACUGCACCGAGACACUGGCCUGGAGACACACAGACAGACAGACCUGUGUGACUUUAGCAGCUGAAGAUUUCACAGCACACCUGCUGACACUCCCCCAAAGGAACUGUCUAUGUCCCCCUCAUCAGCCACAGACAUAAAAAACACCAAACAAAAAACCACGCGCCACAAGCACACUUGAACAAACAAUCAAAUCGUUCUCAUCGCAUUCUCGUCUGUCUUUAAAAACGUGGACUUAAAGGGAUGGUUCACAGUCUGUCAUCAUUUACUCGCCCUCGUGUUUUUCCAAACUCGUACGACUUUCUUUUUUCUGUGUAACAGAAAGACAUUUUAAAGAAAUUACAACAAAGUACUUUCAAGGAUGCAAAGGCACCAUAAAAGUGCAAAUUUGGAUGAGAAACAGACAUGAAAUGUAAGUAUUCGCAAUUCGGACAAGGCUUGUUCUUUCACGAACGCACCAAAAGAGAGUUGAAGCAGAUGAAUAAUGACUUAAAUUUCAGUCUGUUUCUCAUCCAAAGCUGUCCCUGACAGAAACAUAGUGUCGGCCCAGAUCUGGCCCACAUAUACCAGAGGUGGGCCAGAUCUGCCCCACAUGUUGCUGUCUGGGAUCGUAUGGCUGCAGAAAAUUUUGGUAUUUUGUGCAGAAACCCUUUAAUUUGUCUCUAAAUGACAUGGAUUUGACUCACUCAAGAUGUGAUGCUUUGGACCUUUAAGCAUGUGCUGAUCUUCAAAAUGGCUUCAGCAAUAGUUGCUGUAACAUAGCCGUUUUUUCAGAUUGUUAAAAAAAACUUUUUCUGUACGAUAAUACAAUGUUGUCUCAUUGUAAACAACAUACAUUUUCAUAUUAAACAGAUUUAUUUAAACAGGCUAAUGUUGCAUGCACUUGUGUGCUGCAUAACAAUUUAGCACAAUGAGUUAAUACAUUGUGCAUUCAAAUGUGAGCCUUACAGUACAACAUUUGUGUGUCCAGUCAAUCCCAAAAUGCACCCCUACAGGGAGCACAAUCAAUAAGCACAUUAAACCCUAGGCCACUCAGACAACACAUGCUGGAAAUAAAAGAGCCACAAUGUCUAACAGACCAUGGCUCUAUACACCAGCUGGGAUUCCAUCUUUUAAUAGACAGACAUAACAUGGUUGAUAGACGAGUUCCUACUAAAAUAUUAAGCAGCACAACCGUUUUCAACGUUGAUAAUAAUGAGAAAUGUUUCUCACGUGCCAAAUCAGCAUAUUAGAAUUAGAAAGGAUGACACUGAAGACUGGAGUAACAGCUGCUGAAA
Molecule: messenger RNA, 3655 nt
Organism: Megalobrama amblycephala (Wuchang bream)
Lineage: Eukaryota; Metazoa; Chordata; Actinopteri; Cypriniformes; Xenocyprididae
Gene: tbx21
Product: T-box transcription factor 21
Exons: 6
Coding region: 346-2172 (608 amino acids)
Biological process (GO): lymphocyte migration; cell fate specification; regulation of transcription by RNA polymerase II
Cellular component (GO): nucleus
Molecular function (GO): DNA-binding transcription factor activity, RNA polymerase II-specific; RNA polymerase II cis-regulatory region sequence-specific DNA binding
Source: RefSeq, a predicted model, not a curated record